AUGUUCUCCCCAGCAUUGCGUUCAACUGGUGCCCAGAACCCUAGCUCGUCGAGCGGAGGCUCUGGUAGCGUGAAUGCUCCCCGUGCACGUCAAGUUCGCCCUCUCUCUGAUUUCUACAGAGAAGACGAAGAUGACGCCGGGGAUAUCAACAAUGAUCCCGAUCACGAAGGUGGCGAGGCAUUGUAUAUAGAUGAUAAUGUUUCAAGCCAUCAUAGUGAUGAUGAGAUAGAUAAUGCGGAGCGUCCUCAGGAAGAGGUUACUAAGCCCGUGAAAGAUGGAGCGCCUGAAAAGC
Molecule: messenger RNA, 292 nt
Organism: Perkinsus marinus ATCC 50983
Lineage: Eukaryota; Perkinsozoa; Perkinsida; Perkinsidae
Exons: 1
Source: RefSeq, a predicted model, not a curated record